AUGGCCAAGGAAGGAGCCGGGAAAGCCGAGGAGACGGAGCAGAUGAUCGAGAAGGAGGCGCCCGAAGGCGGCGGCGGCGGCGGCGGCAACGGCGCCGGGGAUGCUAAGGAGAUGCGAGCCGUGGUGCUCUCCGCCUUCGGGGGCCUGAACAAGCUCCGGGUGUCUAAAAAAGUGAUGCCGGAGCCUCAGGAAGGAGAGCUGAAGAUCCGCGUGAAAGCCUGUGGCUUAAAUUUUAUUGAUCUGAUGGUUCGUCAGGGGAACAUUGAUAAUCCACCCAAAACACCACUUAUACCUGGAUUUGAAUGCUCUGGAAUUGUAGAAGCUCUGGGUGACAAUGUGAAAGGUUAUGAGAUUGGAGACAGAGUCAUGGCCUUUACCAACUACAACGCCUGGGCUGAGGUUGUGUGCACACCCGUUGACUUUGUGUACAAAAUUCCCGACGACAUAAGCUUCUCCGAAGCGGCUGCUUUUCCUAUGAACUUUGUAACUGCAUACAUGAUGCUCUUCGAAGUUGCCAACUUGCGAGCAGGCAUGUCAGUGCUGGUUCAUUCUGCAGGGGGCGGAGUGGGACAAGCUAUUGCUCAACUCUGCUCAACAGUCCCCAAUGUUACUGUCUUUGGAACGGCUUCUUCCUUCAAGCAUGAGGCCAUCAAAGAGUCUGUCACCUACCUGUUUGACCGAAAUAUGGAUUAUGUCCAAGAAGUUAAAAAGAUCUCUGCAGAUGGUGUAGACAUUGUCCUGGAUUGCCUUUGCGGUGAAAAUACUGGUAAAGGCCUCAGUCUACUCAAACCACUUGGGACUUACAUUUUAUAUGGCUCAUCAAACAUGGUUACUGGGGAAACCAAAAGUUUCUUCAGCUUUGCAAAAUCAUGGUGGCAAGUGGAGAAAGUAAAUCCUAUCAAACUCUACGAAGAAAACAAAGUCAUGGCUGGAUUUUCUCUGUUGAACCUGCUUUUCAAACAGGGUCGAAGUGGCCUUGUCACUAAAGUAAUGGACAAUCUCAUAAAGCUUUACAACGAGAAGAAGAUCAAACCAGUGAUUGAUUCACUGUGGGCACUGGAAGAGGUGAAGGAAGCAAUGCAAAGAAUCCACGACAGAGGUAAUAUAGGAAAAUUAAUUCUGGAUGUGGAGAAGUCACCUACUCCUUUGAUGGCCAACGAUAGCACAGAGACCAGCGAAGCUGCCGAAGAGGAAGAAGACCACGAGGGGGACAAUGAGAACAAAGAGUGUAUACCAUUCAUCCAACAGUAGUUGGAAAAGGUGGGGAUGAGAGCUGGAAGAGU
Messenger RNA from Protobothrops mucrosquamatus (brown spotted pit viper), 1283 nucleotides. It is a transcript of the gene VAT1L, whose product is annotated as vesicle amine transport 1 like. Gene Ontology annotation, molecular function: oxidoreductase activity; zinc ion binding. The transcript is spliced from 10 exons. The record is from RefSeq and is a predicted model, not a curated record. Lineage: Eukaryota; Metazoa; Chordata; Lepidosauria; Squamata; Viperidae. Bases 1 to 1251 code for a protein of 416 amino acids.